CCAUCAGCUGAGCGGGUACGUGGCAGUGACGUCGGGGCCCGCCCUCUUUUCGCCGUGUUUGGCUGUUCGACGCGGAGGCCGGUGUUCGGAGCCAGCGACGCCGAGAGCCGCUCCGGAUCCGCGGGAUUGCCACAGGUUAUGAGCCUCCAUGAAUACGAGGAAACGCCACGGCUCCCAAAACACUGAAGAAGGCGUUUACCUGGGGCCGUCCCAGACGCAAGCUUUCUCUCCGCUGGGUGCCCCUCCUGCGGCAACCACUGCUGCCCCCAUCAGCCUUCCCCAACCUCAGUGGGACGCCAUGUCAUGUCAGGACCGCACCCACGAGUUCCGCUCGGCCUGCAAGUCCUUGCAAAGCAGAGAAAAUGGGCUUCACGUAAACAAGCCGGCUCAGAGUGGAGCCAUACGGCAAAGAAGUGAAUUUACUCUCAUGGCUAAGCGCAUUGGGAAAGAUCUCAGCAACACCUUUGCCAAGCUAGAAAAGCUAACAAUUUGUGAGUAUCUUGGGAUUUACGCAAAGAUUUAUGCAACUGUAACGCAUAGUAAUUUUUUUUUUGGAUCACGGAGAGGCAUCAGCUCCAUUAAUGGAAAGCGGGAGAAAUGCAGGAAUGAGAAAACUGUCAGCUGGCUGGAUUCGUACAUCCAGAGCCGGGCGGACACCAUGCAGAACAUCGAAUCAACCAUCGUAGAGCUGGGCUCCAUAUUUCAACAACUGGCACACAUGGUCAAAGAACAGGAAGAGACAAUCCAGAGAAUCGACGCCAACGUGGAGGACACCCAGCUGAACGUGGAGGGCGCCCACAUGGAGAUCCUGAAGUACUUCCAGUCGGUCUCCUCCAACCGGUGGCUGAUGGUGAAGAUCUUCCUCAUCCUGAUCGUCUUCUUCAUCAUCUUCGUGGUCUUCUUCGCCUGAGGGAGGGGGGGGGGGGGGGGCUCGGACUCCCCUUUCCCCUUCCUCCUCGUCCUUCCUGAGCCGUGACGGACACUUGGACACUGCCACUUUUUUUGCGAAGCCGGCCCUGGCCAGAGAGCGGGCGAUGGCCGCUCUCGCCUUGAGCCCACAGCCGAAGACCGCCCACCCUGCCUUUCCCUUCGCUGCGGUUCCUUCGGCCCGAAAAUGAGGCUGUCUCCCCCCCCCCCCCUCCCGUUGGGAGGGCAUUUGGGACGAGGCGGGGGAGGGCCCUGCGGCAGACACCCCCCCUCCCCCCCCAAUUAUAUGGGACGUUAGUGCUGCGUUGCUCAUCCUAGCCGGGUUUUAAGAGGGGUGGACUUCAACUCCCAGAAUUCCCUAGCCAGCCAUGGGUCUUGAAGUCCACCCCACCUUAAAGCGUGCUGGCUGGGGGAGGGGAUUCUGGGAGUUGAAGUCCACCCCCGUUCAAGCUGCCAGGUCGAGCAGCGAUGGGGUAGCUGGGACCAGUAUCUUCCUUCCUCCUUUAUUGUGUUGUAUAUUCUCUCCUCCCUCGGGUGUGCUAACCACGACCCUCUUUAUUAUUAUUAUUAUUAUUUUAUUUUUAAAACAAAUAUAUGAGUAUUUCAGAACAGAGUCCAACUUCCAGGCCUUCCUCCUUGGUUCCCGGCGAGGAGAGAGCUGGGUUUUUCAGGAGCCAGGUGGAGCAUGGCCACACACCCCAGAAGGCCGCAUUCCCUUCCUCGUUUUAACGUAUUUUAAGUUAUCUUCUUUUUCGGGGAGAGGUUUUUUCCCUAGCAGGGGGAGUAGACCAGGCCCUUUGCCCAGCUGCUCUCUCCCUCUGAAGACAGCCCCUCCCCGCCUUACCCAGUAGGCAGGUUUUUGUAGCACAUUUGAGCCUUGCUGACCAAGUGUGUCUUCUCUAAAGUUACUAAGCUGGAAUGGCAGAUCAGUUCUUGCUCACUGUUGGAUAGGAACCCCAGUUCUUCAACCCAAUUCGCAGGCUUUCCUCCUCCUCCUCCCUUUCUCUUUUCCUCCUCUCCUUCUCCUCCUGCUCCCCCUCCCCUUGUCGUCCUCUUCUUCCUUCUUUCCUCCUCCUUUCCUCCUCUUCCCUUCUUCUCUUCUCCUUCUCCUUCUCUGCUACAGGAGCAAAGAAUCUGCGCACCUCAAACUAUUAACAUCCCCCCCCCCCCCCCCCCAAUGCCUGUAAAUUUCAGCCUGGCUGAUCCCGAAAAGCUCUGGGCGCUUCAGUUCAGCAGCCUUGGGCCAGGUGAGAUUUUUCUGCCUCCCCGUUCCCAGUACAGCUGUUCCACUUCCAGUUCAGCUUCAACGGUUCUUCCUCUCUCAAGCAUUCCUGCUUUCCCCAAACUUAAUUUUUACACUACCGGAGAUUUCAUAAAACAUAUUGUUUCAUCUUCCUUUAAAAAGAAAAAAAAC
Molecule: messenger RNA, 2341 nt
Organism: Notechis scutatus (mainland tiger snake)
Lineage: Eukaryota; Metazoa; Chordata; Lepidosauria; Squamata; Elapidae
Source: RefSeq, a predicted model, not a curated record